AUGAAGUUCACCACCGCAACCCUGGCCAUUACUAUGUUGGCAACUGGUGCCUAUGCGGCGCCACGCUCUGGACUAGUUGAGCGUUUGCAAGCACGCGGUGUUCUGUCUCGCCAGUCCAUGCCUUCAGAGAGAAAUGGCGUUCUUCUCAAGGAUGGCUCCGACUCCGAGGCAGCCAGCGUUCAGUACAGCAAGAACUGGGCCGGUGUCGUCCUUGAACAGCCUCCUCCCAGUGCCACCUACACCGCUGUCUCUGCCACCUUCACCGUCCCAGACCCAACAGCAACGGAUAACUCCGGUAAUAUGCAAGCUGCUUCCGCCUGGGUUGGAAUCGAUGGUGAUUCUUAUACCAAGGCUAUCUUGCAAACCGGAGUUGAUGCCUAUAUUCAGAACGGCGAUAAGACCUAUGACGCGUGGUACGAAUGGUACCCUAACGCUGCUGUGAACUUUGCUAUCGAUCUCUCAGCUGGCGAUGUGAUCGUUGCGAAGGUUGAGUCCUUCUCGCCUAGCGAGGGUGUUGCCAUCAUCGAGAAUCAAUCCUCUGGCAAGACUGUUACCCAGACGUUAUCUGCCCCUUCUUCCUCUGCGACUCUUGGUGGACAAAACGCUGAGUGGAUUGUUGAGGACUUCAACUCGGGUUCCUCGAUGGUGCCACUUGUCAACUUCGGUGAUGUCACUUUCACUGGUGUUCAGGCUGAAGCCGCCAGUGGGUCUUAUGGUGUCAAUGGUGGUCAGGUUUUGGACAUCCAGCAGAAUGGCAAGGUCCUCGCCAAGGUCGAUGUUGAGAGUGACACCCAGUUCACUGUGUCCUACCAGUCGUGA
This is a messenger RNA of Penicillium malachiteum, 819 nucleotides long. RefSeq names its product A4/G1 family peptidase. Gene Ontology annotation, biological process: proteolysis. Gene Ontology annotation, molecular function: glutamic-type endopeptidase activity. Bases 1 to 819 code for a protein of 272 amino acids. The transcript has a single exon. The record is from RefSeq and is a predicted model, not a curated record. Lineage: Eukaryota; Fungi; Ascomycota; Eurotiomycetes; Eurotiales; Aspergillaceae.